AUGCUCCCUUCUUGUACCACCAUCCCACUCCGUCCUGUCUCCUCUUCUUCCUGCACCCCCCUUUUCCCACCGCCCUCCUCCAUGCAGGCCCUCACUCCCCUCAACCCCUUCUACCCUUCCCUCUCGUCCUUCCACGCAUCUUCCAUAUGGUUGGAUGUGAUCAACACCACGGUCAUGCCUGCCUUUCAACCCUGGCACUACUCCCUUUCCGCCCUGCCUGCCCCCUCGCCUGGCGUGUCUCCACCACCUUCACCAGCACCACCGGUACCAGCGCCGGCGUCGCUGGGGGCUGUGCUCAGCAGCGCGCUGACUGCACUGCAAGGCACCCACAUCGAUGUGUGCGUGGGGGGAGGGGGGGGACAGCAGGGGGGAGAAGGGGCAGGAGUAGCUGGAAAGGGAGAGCGAAGCAAGUGGGAAUGGCAGGCGAGUGUGGGAGAUGCCUGCGCCCUGCCCAUGCUGCUCUUCUCUCCUUCCGCCCUCACCCCUCCCCUCCUUGCCCUGUUCACUGUGCCUGCCUCCUCCUCGCAUGCGUGCAGCUUUGGCCGUGCCGUUGUUCUCCGAGUGCUUCUCAACCUGCUUGCUGACCUCCACCAGCCACUGCACUGUGCCGACAGGCAGCACGUGGGGGGGGGCGAGGCAGCAGGCGGGGGCGUGGAGGGCGGAGAGGGGGUGGGGCCCGUGGGGGGCGGGGGGUGGGCGCGGCAGGUGGCGGUGGAGCAGUACGUGGUGGAUGAGGCGGACACACUCUUUCACUUCUGGUCCGCCUUCUCGCCCCCCCCCUGCCUCCUCCUCCCUUCCAUGCCUUCCCCGGUGCUCAAAGAUAGUCUUUACACACACACACACACCCUGCCAUCCGUCUAUCUCGCAUGCUCUUUCUCUCGUCCCCCCGCUCCUCAUCCCCCCACCCCCCACCUCCACUCCAUGCUCUCCCCGCCCGGCGAACUAACCCCCCGUGUGAACGGCAGGGAGGCAGCAGGGGGGGCGUUUGAGGAGGUGGCGGGGGCGGUGAGGGGCGACCGUGCACGACCAGCAGCAGCAUUUCACGUGGAUGAGAGGGACGUGCGCGCUGCUGCCCUCGCCCUCGCUGCUCAGUUCCCGCUCUCCGACUUCACUCCACGCGAGGUGCAGGAGGUGGAUCUGGCAGCGUGGGCGGCAGGCAGCGGCAGCAUCACGGCAUCUGUAGUGUACUCUGGUCCCCUGCAGACCGCUGCUGCAGCAGCAGCAGCAUCAGCAUCGGUGCCUGGGACGGCUAGCCCCGUGCUGCUCACUCACGACUACAACAUCCAUGUUCAGGAGGUGGCCAAGUCGCAGUUGGCGCUAGCAGCAUACCGCCUGGCAGCGCUGCUCAACGCCUCCUUCCCACAGCCGCUCUCCCAGGGCCCUGACACCUACUCCCCCUGCAUAUCGCUGCAAGAUGCGGAGGAGCGGGGGGCGAGGGCAGCGCCUCUACUGGCAACAGCACUGGGCAUGGCGGUGGCAGUGGCGCUGGCACUGGUGGUGAUGCUGUACCGGGAGAGGGAGAGCAUGCAGCGGCAGAUCAGGGACCUACAGCAGCACAUGCACCAGGACCCACACAGCCCCUCUGGGGGCCUGCUGGCCUCCUCCCAGGGCUUGUGA
Messenger RNA from Closterium sp. NIES-65, 1617 nucleotides. Lineage: Eukaryota; Viridiplantae; Streptophyta; Zygnematophyceae; Desmidiales; Closteriaceae. The record is from the annotation of a GenBank genome assembly.